GGUUGCCUGCUAGACGGAGUACCUCGUCCGCCUGAUGUUCCUCCUAGAAACCCCACAAUGAGCCGUUUGAACGGGAGGCUGGCCUCUGCGCCCCCGGCAGACUCUGCGCAAGACUUCGAACCCUCUUGCCUUGUAAAGACACCCUCAGGAAAUGUGUACAUACCCAGUGGAACAAUUAAUCACGCCAACAAAAAUCCGAGUAUAGACUACAAGUCCUCGAAUUCACCGUGCAGUAGUCCUUCCAAGGAUAUGAAGAAUUCCGAACGAUGUGGAAGUCUGCCCUAUGGAGCACAUACGGUACCGGUGUUGCCCGUCCGAAACAAUCUCCGAAGACCUAAUUCCAGUCACUUCCCUCAAGCUAGUCGGUUCCAUUUUAGGAAAGGACUGGCGUCGAAGUGUACGUGGAAAUGCACGGCGAUCGCCUUCAUAAUGCUCUCUGUCGUCUUAACGGCGGCUCUCUCUUAUAUUUCAGCCUCGAGUUUACUGAAUCUGUCAUAUCAGAACACGAAACCCUGCGAAGUUCUCGUCGGGGACAAUCCCCAAAUCGCCCCCGCGUCGAAAACGUCGCCCUCCUCCGAAACGAACCUAUCGAUAUCGACACGACCGAAAACUUCCAACACGGGAGGUGCACGCACAUUCCCAGCUCAAUCGUUUCCCCCGGACGGAACUACGUUUUCCCAAAUAUCGUUGGGGCAAAGACUGUCGAAGGAAAUCCCAGCAUAUGGUUACUGGAAUAUGCAGUUUUAUCAAUCGGAAGCGGCCUACGUCCAGUUUGACUACAGUAUACCAAGAGGCGCUAGCAUAGGGGUCUACGCACGAAGAAACGCCCUACCGACCCACACGCAAUACCAUAUUUUGGAAGUACUCAGCGGAUUCAAAGCUAGGACUACCAGAGCAUCACAUCAGUCAACAGUCAAAAAGGAAGUAACGCAUUACAUGGAACAAGGCCACUGGUUUCUCUCUCUUUAUAACGAUGAUGGAGACCCACAAGAAGUGACGUUUGUCGCUAUAGUGGCAGAUGACAUGACCCAUAACUGUCCGAACGGUUGUAGCGGCAAAGGAGAAUGUUUGAUGGGGCAUUGCCAAUGUAAUCCCGGAUUUGGAGGAGACGACUGUAGUGAGAGUGUAUGUCCGGUGUUAUGUAGCCAACGUGGCGAAUACAUCAACGGAGAAUGCCAGUGUAACCCUGGAUGGAAAGGCAAGGAAUGUCAACUAAGGCAUGACGAAUGCGAAGUGCCUGAUUGCAACGGUCACGGGCAUUGUGCUAACGGCAAAUGCAACUGCAUCAGGGGCUACAAAGGAAAGUUUUGCGAAGAAGCCGAUUGCCCACACCCGACUUGUUCGUCGCAUGGGUACUGCGUAGAAGGAACUUGCAUUUGUAAGAAGGGUUGGAAAGGAGCUGAUUGCUCUCAGAUGGAUAAAGAUGCUCUUCAAUGUCUUCCUGAUUGUUCUGGUCACGGUACAUUUGAUCUAGAAUCUCAAACUUGCACUUGUGAACCGAGAUGGUCUGGAGAUGAUUGUUCCAGAGAGCUCUGCGAUCUGGACUGUGGAAAUCAUGGCCACUGCGUCAACGAAGCUUGCCAAUGCGAUCUCGGCUGGUCCGGAGAAUUCUGUAACUUAAAACAAUGUGAUCAGAGGUGCAAUGAUCAUGGACAAUGCAAAAACGGUACCUGUCUUUGCGUCACCGGUUGGAACGGGAAGCAUUGUACCAUCGAAGGUUGUCCCAACAGUUGCUCUGGACAUGGCCAGUGUAGAUUCAGCAGUGAAAGUAGUUGGGAGUGCAGGUGCGACAACGGAUGGGAUGGUGCCGAUUGCAGUCUUUUACUGGAGCAGAACUGUAACGAUGGUAGAGAUAAUGAUAAAGAUGGUCUUGUCGAUUGCGAAGAUCCAGAAUGCUGUAUGAACCCCGCCUGCAAGAACAGUCAACUUUGCGUCUCGUCCCCCAAACCAAUCGACAUACUUUUAAGAAAACAACCACCAGCAAUAACAGCUUCCUUUUUCGAAAGAAUGAAGUUCUUAAUAGACGAAGGAAGUCUACAGAACUACGCCAGAGCUGAGACAUUCAACGAAAGCCGAUCUGCCGUUGUUAGAGGCCGGGUAACUACGCAAAUGGGUACUGGACUGAUGGGAGUUAGAGUUAGUACUAACACACCACUAGAGGGCUUCACUCUAACAAGAGACGACGGUUGGUUCGAUUUGCUAGUUAACGGCGGAGGUGCUGUAACUUUACAGUUUGGAAGAUCACCAUUUAGCCCACAAAGUCGCAUCAUAUACGUUCCAUGGAAUGAAGUAGUGAUAAUAGAAAACGUAGUAAUGACCACCGGAGAAGAACGAACUAUUAGUAUUAUUCCACAACCCUGUAGUUCUCACGACUAUGACACCAUGAAACCUGUCGUACUAGCUACCUGGAAGCACGGUUUUCAAGGUGCCUGUCCAGACAAGAGUGCCAUUUUAGCUGAAUCUCAAGUUGUCCAAGAAAGCCUCCGUAUCCCCGGCACAGGAUUGAAUCUAGUCUACCAAAGCUCGAGAGCAGCAGGUUAUUUAUCAACCAUACAACUCCAACUAACACCAGAAGUCAUUCCGUCUGACCUAAAACUCAUACACCUAAGAAUAACUAUCGAAGGCAUUUUGUUCGAAAAAGUUUUUGAAGCAGAUCCCGUUAUUAAGUUCACGUACGCCUGGAAUAGGCUCAACGUUUACAGACAGAGAGUGUAUGGAGUCACUAACGCCAUCGUUAAAGUGGGAUACGAGUAUACAAAUUGCAAGGACGUUAUUUGGGACGUACAAACCACUAAAUUGAGCGGUCACGACAUGAGCAUAUCUGAAGUUGGUGGUUGGAACUUGGAUAUACACCAUCGAUACAAUUUCCAUGAAGGUAUUCUCCAAAAGGGCGACGGUUCCAACAUAUACCUCAAGCACAAACCUCGGGUUAUCUUAACAGCAAUGGGAGAUGGACAUCAAAGGCCACUAGAGUGCACUGAUUGCGAAGGUCAGGCUUCCAAACAAAGGCUUCUCGCACCAGUCGCUUUGGCAAGUGCUCCUGAUGGUUCUCUGAUCAUCGGCGAUUUUAACCUUGUCAGAAAGAUCCAAACUGAUGGAAUCGUUAGGACCAUCGUGAGGUUAAAUGCCACCAGAGUCUCCUAUCGGUACCAUAUGUCUUUGAGUCCUCUAGAUGGAACCCUGUACAUCUCUGAUCCCGAAUCUCACCAAAUUAUUAAAGUUCGAAGUACCGAUGAUUAUUCAGAUCCUGACCACAACUGGGAAACAGUCGUUGGAUCAGGAGAACGAUGUCUUCCAGGUGACGAGGCCCACUGCGGCGACGGUGCUUUAGCAAGAGAUGCCAAAUUAGCUUAUCCCAAGGGCGUGGCUGUUUCGAAUGAUAACGUUUUGUAUUUCGCUGAUGGUACCAAUAUCAGAAUGGUGGACAGAGAUGGUAUAGUGACGACGGUUAUAGGCAACCAUAUGCAUAAAUCGCAUUGGAAGCCUUUGCCGUGUGAAGGAACGCUCAAUCUGGAAGAAGUUCAUCUUAGGUGGCCUACAGAAUUAGCUAUCAAUCCUUUAGAUAAUACUUUACACAUAAUAGAUGACCAUAUGAUCCUACAACUUACUUUAGAUGGAAGAGUGAAGGUGAUUGCUGGAAGGCCUUUACAUUGUGCCUCGCCUGUCACUGGUUACGACAUUGAGUUGGCUACACACGCAACUUUAGUGAUGCCCCAAAGCAUCGCUUUUAGUUCUUCUGGUGAUCUAUACGUCGCUGAAAGUGACUCUCAAAGAAUCAAUAGAGUUAGGGUUAUAGGCACAGAUGGCAAGAUUUCACCUUAUGCGGGAGCAGAAUCCAAAUGUAAUUGCCUUGAAAGAGGUUGCGACUGUUUUGAAGCUGAUCACUUCUUGGCUUCCAAUGCUAAGUUUAAUACUAUAUCAUCAGUAACAGUUACACCAGACAGUCAUGUACACAUUGGCGACCAAGCGAACUACAGAAUAAGAUCAGUAAUGGCGAGCAUACCUGACGCUAGCACCACUAGAGAAUAUGAAAUUUAUUCACCAGAAACUCAAGAAAUUUACAUCUUCAACAGAUUCGGCCAGCACAUUGCGACUAAGAAUAUUUUAACAGGCGAGUCCAGUUAUCUCUUCACUUAUAAUGUUAACACCAGCAAUGGAAAGCUCAGUACGGUAACAGAUGCUGCUGGAAAUAAAGUUUUUCUAUUGAGGGACUAUUCCAGUCAAGUUAAUUCGAUAGAAAAUACUAAAGGGCAAAAAUGUAGAUUGAGGAUGUCCAGAAUGAGAAUGCUUUACGAACUGAGUACUCCAGAUAACUAUAAUGUCACUUUUGACUACCACAGCCCUACCGGUUUGUUAAAAACAAAACUUGACAGCAGUGGUAGAAGCUAUGUCUACAACUACGACGAAUUUGGUCGAUUAGUAUCAGCAGUAACACCAACUGGAAAGAUAAUCAGUCUCUCAUUCGAUCUCAGUCUCAAGGGAGCCACAGUUAAAGUUAGCCAAAAUAACAGACCGCCUGUAUCUAUGCUUAUUAAAGGCUCUAGCGUCUCAACUAAGGUAGAUGAAGUAGAAAAUAGAAUAAUUUUACUCCCAGAUGGCAGCGUAACUAGUGAAUCAUCGUGGUCUCAUAGCAUAACCACUGAUACAGUACCUUACAACAUUCUUGCUGAUAAAGACCCAAUACUAGGAGAAAGCUACCCAGUACCUGCAAAACAAAGAAUCGAAAUUGGCGGAGAUCUAGCUAAUAGGUUUGAAUGGAGGUAUUUUGUACGGCCUAAUUCAAACUCCAAGAGUAACAAGAACAUUUCGCCUAGAAUUUUGACAAAAGUUGGCAAGAAACUUCGAGUCAAUGGAGAAAAUCUUCUUACUAUGGAAUACGAUAGAGAAACUGCCUCGGUUUCGGUCUUUAUGGAUGACAAAGUAGAAUUACUGAAUGUUACGUAUGAUCGCUCAGCAAGGCCCGUCAAACUCGGUCCACGAAAUGGUAUAUUUGCCGAAGUCGAGCUUGAGUAUGACAGAUUCAGUCGAUUGACCAGCUGGAAGUGGGGAGAUCUAAGUGAAAACUAUGGAUUUGAUAGAGCUGGCCGACUUAACGAGAUCAAAUAUGGUGAUGGGUCUUCGCUAGUCUACGCCUUCAAGGACAUGUUCAGCAGCUUGCCUCUAAAAGUCAGCACACCUAGAGGAUCCGACUAUUUGCUCCAAUACGACGAUUCCGGCGCUCUCCAAUCAUUAACAACUCCAAGAGGUCACAUCCACACGUUCUCUCUUCAAACAUCGCUUGGUUUCUUCAAGUACCAGUACUUCUCUCCAAUGAAUAGGCAUCCAUAUGAAAUAAUAUACAAUGAUAAUGGACAAAUAUUGGCCAAGAUAUUCCCGCACCAAUCGGGAAGAGUUUCUUACGUGUAUGAUGAUGCAGGAAGAUUAGAAACAACUCUAGCUGGCAUGAGCUCCACUCAUUACGUUUACCAUGAAUUAUUAGAUCUGGUGAAGAGUGUUGAAAUUGUAGAACCCAACUUUGAGUUGAAACAAGAAUUCAAGUACCAUGCUGGAAUUCUGAAAGAUGAGAAAGUUAAAUUUAACAGCAAGAGUGGUCUCGAUAACGCACAUUACAAGUACCAGUACGAUGGUAAUGCUAGAUUAUCUACUAUCGAUGUCGAUAUCAACGGCAAAGAACUACCACAACUGAGAUUGAAAUAUAACCAAAAUCUUGGAAUACUGGAAAGCAUAAGCGACCUACGAAUAUACAGAAAUACCUUUAACAGGUCUGUCAUGCAAGACACCACCAAACAAUUCUUCACAAUAACAGACUUUGAUGAUCACGGUAGAGUAAAAACAAUUUUGAUAAAUAUAAAAUCUUUUGAUGUUUAUAGACUAGAAGUAGAGUAUGAUACAAGGAAUAGAAUAAAAAUGCAAAAAUUGAUGGUGGGACGUUCGCAAUUUAUGGACAGGUUUUCCUACAACUCAGAUGGUCACGUACUCGAAGUUAUUGGUACCAGCAAUUGGAAGUACGUCUACGAUGAAAACGGCAACAUUAUAGGAGUCAUAAAAGAGAAAGAGAAAAUAUCUUUGGGAUAUGACAGUGGAGACAGAGUUGUUCAAUAUGGUGAUGUAGAGUUCUACAGCUACGACACCAGAGGCUUUGUUGUGAGACGAGGGGAGCAGAAAUAUCGGUACAACUCUAAAGGACAACUAAUUCACGUAUUUGAACGAGACAAAUUCCAAAUUUGGUACUACUAUGAUGAUAGGGGCAGACUAAUCUCUUGGAAUGACGAUAAAGGAAACGUUACUCAGUACUUAUACACAAACCCAAGCACUCCUGAUCUCUUAACCCACGUUCACUUCCCCAAAAGUGGUAGAACCUUCAGAUUUUUAUACGACUCCAGAAACGUCAUAAUCACAGUCGAAACAUCGGAACAAAGAUUCUACGUAGCGUCCGAUCAAAACGGCUCACCGAUAGCCCUGUUCGACAUAAACGGAAAUUUGAUCAAAGAAGUUAGAAGGACGCCUUUUGGAAAUAUCAUUCUAGAUACAAACCCAGACUUCUAUCUCCCAGUGGACUUCCACGGAGGUAUCCUAGAUCCCAACACUAAACUAAUCUUUAUCAGUAAAAGACUGUACGACCCAGUGGUUGGCCAAUGGAUGACUCCAGACUGGGAACGACUAGCAAUAAAACUCUCGAUACCAACGGAUGUGUUCAUAUAUCGAUUCCAUAAUAACGAUCCUAUCAAUUCGAAGAUGUCGCUGGAUUACAUGACCAGCUUCAACAGUUGGCUGAAGUUGUAUGGAUACGACAUUGAGAAGAUGCUGGGAUCGAGGUACGUCAAUCAGCUAAUCUAUCGACCGAAGGCUGUGGUUACCGCUCCUCAACUUGCUCCAGACUUUGGAAUAAUGUCUGGACUUCAGUGUAUAGUAGAUAAGAUAAAUGAAAAAUUCAUGGAUCUCAGCUUCGUUCCUAAACCGCUCUUGAAGAUGGAGCCAAAGACGAAGAACUUGCUUCCCCGUGUAGCCUACAGAAAGUCCGUCUUCGGGGAAGGCGUCCUUAUAUCUCGCUUAGGAAGUAGAGCCUUAGUUAGUGUAGUAGAAGGCGUAAAUGGUGUAGUCCAAGACGUAGUUACAUCGGUGUUUAACAAUUCUUUCUUCUUAAACUUACAGUUUAGUAUCCACGAUCAAGACGUGUUCUACUUCGUGAAAGACAAUGUACUUAAAAUACGUGAUGAUCUAGAAGAACUUCGUAGAUUAGGUGGAAUGUUCAAUGUAUCGACCCAUGAGAUAACCGAUCAUGGAUCCACGACGCCUAUCAAAGAAUUGCGAUUGCACAAUCCAGAUGCAGUAGUUAUUAUCAAAUACGGAGCUGAUCCCGACGUGGAAACGCACAAGAUUCUAAGACAUGCGCACAAACGGGCCGUCGAGCGAGCUUGGGAGAUUGAAAAGCAACUCGUCGCUGCCGGUUUCCAAGGACGAGGAGAUUGGACCGAGGAAGAAAAAGAAGAACUGAUCUCUCACGGCGACGUCGACGGCUACGAGGGUGUUGACAUACACAGUAUACACAAAUAUCCUCAAUUAGCCGACGACCCUGGAAAUGUCGCUUUCCAGAGAGACACUAAACGCAAACGAAGAAAGAGUGGCGUCCGGAGAAGUAGGAUACAUAGACACAAUUCAUGAUUAAAAAAUAAAAAUGGUGAUAUUAAUUAAUAGUGUGGUAUCAAAUCUCUUUUACUUAAAAACUUCAGCUGGGUUUAAUAAAAUAAUAUUUUUAUACGGAAUUAAAUAAAUGUGGCUUACUGUGUAAAGUAAGUCAGCAUAGUUCUGUCAAUACUACAGUGUGUACAAAAAGUAUUUCGAUUUUAAAGUUAUCUGUAUAUUUCAAACAUUAAUACACCGAGUAUUGUACACCCUGUAGUUCGACUCUUCUUAAAAUUGGAACCUACAUAACAAUCUAAUUGUUACUAACCUCCAGGAUAAAAAUAUAAAAGAAAAUCCAGCUGGAGUGACAGGAUUUAACACCGUACUAUGUAUAAAUGACAUCAUAGAUAUUUUUGUGUGCCAUACUCCGUGACAUCAAAUCAAAUCCUAGUCGUUUCCUUACAGUCAACGUUAUUUAAACAGUACAGAGACAAUAUUUUUUAAGUAAAAAAAAUCAUGGUGUAUUUUGAUAAAAAAAAAAUGUGAACAUAGAGCCAUGAACCUGUCCAAUGAAAAUUUGUAACUGUGUUGUGUAAAAGCAAUCAAAAGGCCUAUAUGUUAACGAAGGGAUGAGUUUCCAACAGGGUAGCCAUGUUACUCUAAAGGAUAUACUAUUUAAAAUAUUCUUGCACUGGUACAAAAAAUAGACAAACAGAAGGAGUUUUCGCCAAGAGUUUUUAGAAACAUUUUCAAAUAUUAUGACUAAACUAUCUCAUAUAUCAUCUUAAAUAUAAACAGCACUAUAGACAAGGAUCUACAGACCGAGAAUUUGGCAUCCAAAUUCCACGGCUUCGCGCAAUCGUACUUGUAAGUUCGUAUAGUCGGCUGGAGUUACAAUUUGCCAAAUUUAAAUGUAAUCGUUUCUAC
Molecule: messenger RNA, 8550 nt
Organism: Diabrotica balteata
Lineage: Eukaryota; Metazoa; Arthropoda; Insecta; Coleoptera; Chrysomelidae
Source: the annotation of a GenBank genome assembly